AUGUAUGUACACACAAGUAAGGGUACAUACAUAACUUACAUCAUGCAUACACGCGUAAGGACUUUGUAUUUUAAAAUGUUUGUUAUUAUGAUUCGAAUUCCUGAGGAUGAUUUCUCCGAGGACAAUAAGGCAUCUUCCCAAUUAGAAAUGAAUCAUCAAAAAGACACGUCUGGAAAAUCGCAUUACCAUAUUCCAAUAUCUCCGGAAUAUUGUCCAGAAACGGUUAAGAAUAUGUGCUUUCAAAAAGAUGCAAUUCCUAAUAAUACAUCAUAUGCGUCCCAUAUUGUAAAGUCUAGUUCGCCAGCUUCAAGCGCAGAAGAAUCGGCUUUUAAUCCAGAGUUUAGAAAUCAAAUACAAGUAACUCAAGGUCAACACAAUUAUACAAUGACCCCCAGCGGUGAUAUUAACUUUUACAGUUUUCACGAUUUGAUUUCUGAUCCCGAAAAAACAAUUUUGUCAGAUGCUGAAAAGUUGCUCAGAUCGAAAGAGAGUGAUAUGUACAGCAAUGAAUAUAAUCACAUACAUGAUGUAUUUGCCAUUCGCAAAUAUUAUCAUCCUCUUUUUGCUCAUGGGAUAUGUCGCUGGCCUGGUUGUGAAAUGGAUUUAGAAGAUAUUGCCUCGUUUGUGAAGCAUCUUAAUUCGGAGCAUGCAUUAGAUGACCGAUCGACAGCCCAAGCUCGGGUACAAAUGCAAGUUGUUUCUCAAUUGGAAUCACACCUGCAGAAAGAGCGAGAUCGCUUGCAAGCUAUGAUGCAUCACUUGUACUUAUCAAAGCAGCUAUUAUCACCAUCGAAAGCGGAUCGGAAGGAUGCUCCUGGAAAUGAUAUGAAUUUCUGCAGUGCAACAACUCCAAUCCUAAUAAAUAAUGUAUCUCGAUCUCUAUAUCGGUCACAUUCUCCAAGCUCUGUAAAUCUUCCAAUUGUUAACUCUGGUAGUUUGUCGUCGAUGAAAAAAAGGAACCAUGACAAAAAUACUUUUUCAGUAACUGGCGGUCUUCCGUACAUGCUAGAAAGAGCAGGACUUGAUGUACAGCAUGAAAUACAACGCAAUAGAGAGUUCUACAAAAACGCAGACGUUCGUCCGCCAUUUACAUAUGCUUCUCUAAUAAGACAAGCUAUCAUUGACUCACCAGAUAAGCAGUUGACUCUGAACGAAAUAUAUAACUGGUUUCAGAGUACAUUUUGUUACUUCCGGAGAAAUGCAGCAACUUGGAAGUUUCUUAGAUCGGCGCUUUCACAAAUGUGGACUAGAACGGAUAGAUGGACUUGGCUUUUGAUGCAUAUCAAGAAUAUAUUUCCCUGAGGGGAUCUGAAAUACUUUGUUCUCCCAAUUAUAUACACUUUCACAACUACAUUACUACCCCUUGAUGGGCUAUGACGGGCUGAAUAAAUAGUUUUAGCUCCAUUUUAUGUAUUCAAAACUAAUUUUGCUGUAAAUAUGAUUUAUAGCACUAAGCAGACAAUACUAUAUUGUUUGCAUAGUGCUUAUAGUGAUACCAGUUCCACGAAGUGACAGUUGUCGGAUGUUAAUAUUACAAUGUCGUAUUUCUCUUUUACAGAAUAUUACUCCAAAUACUUUAUAGAACUCACCACUAGUUGCAAAUAUGUUCAGAGAAAUAUCCUUUUCGCAUGAAGUACAUUAAUGAAACAUUAGAGCACAUUUAAGUUUUCAGUUUAUUGUAUAAUACAUUGACCUAUAAAUAUAUACAUUU
Drosophila grimshawi is the source of this 1711-nucleotide messenger RNA. RefSeq names its product forkhead box protein P1 (gene FoxP). The coding region runs from base 1 to 1302 and encodes 433 amino acids. Gene Ontology annotation, molecular function: DNA-binding transcription factor activity, RNA polymerase II-specific; RNA polymerase II cis-regulatory region sequence-specific DNA binding. The transcript has 8 exons. Lineage: Eukaryota; Metazoa; Arthropoda; Insecta; Diptera; Drosophilidae. Gene Ontology annotation, cellular component: nucleus. The record is from RefSeq and is a predicted model, not a curated record. Gene Ontology annotation, biological process: regulation of transcription by RNA polymerase II.